CGCGUGCAUCCCUGUCCUUUCAGUUCAACCCUACAGCCGAAGCUACCGUUUCGGAUUAGAAUUGUUUAACCAUGGCUUUCGUCAAGGUUGUCAAGAAUAAGGCUUAUUUCAAGCGUUAUCAAGUCAAAUAUCGUCGUCGUCGCGAGGGUAAGACUGAUUACUACGCCCGCCGUAAGCUGGUUCGUCAAGACAAGAACAAGUACAACACCCCCAAGUACCGUCUGUGCGUCCGUUUCACCAACAAGGAUGUCAUCUGCCAGGUAGCCUAUGCCACUAUCGAAGGAGACCGCAUCAUCUGUGCGGCUUACUCUCACGAGCUCCCUCGCUACGGCGUUAAGGUCGGGUUGACCAACUGGGCUGCGUGUUACGCAACCGGUCUUCUAUUGGCCCGUCGCUUGUUGACCAAGUACAACCUUGCUGACAAGUACGAGGGUAACACCAACGGAGGACUAACUGAGGAUGACGAACUAUACCACGUUGAGGAGAAUGUUGAAGGACCCCGUCCCUUCCGUUGCUUCCUUGAUGUUGGUCUAGCCCGUACCUCCACUGGUGCCAAGAUCUUCGGUGCCAUGAAGGGUGCCGUAGACGGAGGUCUAGAUAUCCCCCACAAUGAAAAGCGUUUCCCCGCCUGGUCCAAGGACACGCCCGAGGAGUAUGUUGAGUUCUUGAAGCGUUACGUAUACGGCGGUCACGUGGCCGACUUUAUGGAAGAGCUUGAGGAAGAGGAUGAGGAUAAGUACAAGGUACAGUUCGCUCGUUACAUCGCUGAGGAUAUCUCAUUCGAUGAUCUCGAGGAUAUGUACAAGGAGUGUCACGAGGCUAUCCGUGCCGACCCCUCCCCCAAGGAAAAGUCCAAGCCAUUCGAGGGUCAGAAGCACAAGAACCACCGCAAGAAGCUCACGUACGCCCAGCGCAAGAAUCGUGUGCAACAAAUCCAGCAGACCUUCCUGGCUUCGCAAGAGGAGUAGAGUCCCUUGUAGCGGUAGGAUCAGUAAAUUGGUUGUGCACUUGUGUCAACAGAAACACAAACCUACUGAGGUGUGGCACCUAAACAGUCCA
This is a messenger RNA of Sphaeroforma arctica JP610, 1059 nucleotides long. Its product is annotated as 60S ribosomal protein L5. Lineage: Eukaryota; Ichthyosporea; Ichthyophonida. Gene Ontology annotation, cellular component: cytosolic large ribosomal subunit; ribosome. The transcript has 4 exons. The record is from RefSeq and is a predicted model, not a curated record. Gene Ontology annotation, biological process: translation; ribosomal large subunit assembly. Gene Ontology annotation, molecular function: structural constituent of ribosome; 5S rRNA binding. The coding region runs from base 72 to 968 and encodes 298 amino acids.